AUGUCACCUCAAAUGCAGACGUCCGAGCGAAGCCCUCUCCUCGCCUCUGGCGACGCCGCUGCCUCGACCAAACCUAACCCUCGCCCGUCGCGCAUCCGUGAGCUUGGCCUUUUCAUCUGGGCUCUUGCUGCGACCGCUGCCGUCAUCAUCAUUGCAGUCUGGGCCCAGCAUGUCCAGCAGACGGCCCCCCAUCGCCCUCCCAAGCACCAUGCCUCCAAGCGCAACCUUGUGUUCAUGGUCUCCGACGGCAUGGGCCCCGCCUCGCUCUCGCUCACACGCUCGUUCCGCCAGCACAUUGACGACCUCCCCAUCGACGACGUCCUUACACUAGACAGACACUUCUGGGGCACCAGCCGUACCCGCUCCAGCAGCUCCCUCGUGACCGACAGCGCUGCCGGUGCAACUGCCUUCUCCUGCGGCCGCAAGAGCUACAACGGUGCCAUCUCUGUUACACCAGACCAUGAGCCUUGCGGCUCUGUCCUGGAAGCCGCCAAGAAAGCCGGGUAUAUGACUGGUCUUGUGGCUACUACAGCCAUUACCGAUGCUACACCCGCUUGCUUCGCCAGCCACGUCCUCGUCAGAUCCAUGCAGGACGAGAUCGCCAUGCAGGAAAUCGGCGCCAGCAGCCCGCUCGGCCGGUCAGUUGACCUGAUCCUUGGCGGUGGUCGUUGCCAUUUCCUCCCCAACCACACCGACGGCGGUUGCCGUGAGGACGACAUCGACGUCGUUCAGCUCGCACAGGACAAGUACAACUGGACUUAUGCGGGAGAUCGCAAGAGCUUCGAUGCUCUCGAUGGCGGCGAGAAGGUCGACCUACCCAUCCUUGGCCUGUUUGCGCACUACGACUUUCCCUUUGAACUCGACCGUCGCAACCAGAACGAUGUAUAUCCCAGCCUCAGCGAGAUGGCCACCACCGCUCUCCGUGCUCUUGAAAAGGCGACCGCGGACAGUGACAAGGGUUUCUUCAUCAUGAUCGAGGGCAGCCGCAUCGACCAUGCCGGCCAUAUCAAUGACCCCGCUGCGCAGGUUCAUGAGGUCAUCGAAUACGACAAGGCUUUCAAGGCCGUCCUCGACUUCAUCGAAAGCUCCGAGACCGAGACCGUGCUUGUGGCAACCAGCGACCAUGAGACUGGCGGUCUCGCCACCGCCCUCCAGGAGCCCGGCCACCUGCCCGUCUACAACUGGUACCCAGAGGCCCUUGCCAGAGCCAACAGCUCAUGCGAGUACCUCGCCAGCAAGCUCAUCAAGCGCGUCUCGAGCACCUCCGAGACCAAGAAGAAGCUCAAGUCCUGGAUCAACGAGGAGCUCGUCAUCGGAGGCCUGGGCAUCACGCACGCGACCGACGAGGAGCUCGAGUACCUCAUCGCCCACCCCGACCUGUCCGUCCACAUCUUCGCCGCCAUGAUCUCCCUUCGCGCCCACGUCGGCUGGAGCACCCACGGCCACACCGCCCUCGAUGUCAACAUCUACAGCUCUGGCCCGGACAGUGCCAGCGUGAUCCGCGGAAAUGUGGAGAACACCGAUGUCGGCAAGUACUUGCGAAGCUAUCUCGAUGUCGACGUGGAGGAGGUCACCACCCAGCUCAGGAAGCAGCUGAAGUUGGCGGAGAUGAAAGGCAGCUUAAAUUUCGGUGCGAAGAAGCUACACGAGAAAGACUAUCACAGAAAUGAGGAGGUAUAA
Molecule: messenger RNA, 1680 nt
Organism: Clonostachys rhizophaga
Lineage: Eukaryota; Fungi; Ascomycota; Sordariomycetes; Hypocreales; Bionectriaceae
Source: the annotation of a GenBank genome assembly